GUAGCAAUGACAAAUGCAAAAGCAAGAGUUGCAAUAGACACAAAAGAAGAAGAAACAGUCAAACCAAAUAGGAAUUACAGUUGAAGAAAAAAGGAAUGGCACACUCUAUUGAGAUAACCGUGAUAGACGAUCAAAUUCCACUGCUUCUUAAAACUGCAAAAGAUGAGUUACGGAAGGAAGAAGGCAAACUAAGCUCAUGCCAAAUGCAACAGAGUCAAACAACGGAAUCAAAUGAUGAAGAUCCACCAUCGGGGUCGCAAACAACGGAAUGUGUAAAUCAAAUCUUUCAUAAAAAGUUUGAAGAUUUGGACAAGUUGUCUAUUAAAUCGUCUACCAUAUUCAAAGUAAAUGUGGGGCUACGUGAAUCAAAUCCAGCUGCUUAUGUACCAAAGAUGGUCUCUAUUGGUCCUUAUCAUAAGGGAAAUUCUCAACUGUCUUCAAUGGAAAAGUACAAACUAUUGUAUCUACGACGGUUUCUUGAACGGAAUAACCAGCUUGAUGUGAAAAGUUGCAUCAGUGAAUUGGAUAAAUGGAUGGAGAAAGCACUAAACUGUUACGGCGAUAUAGAAGGCUUUGAUACUGAUAAUGAUAGUCAUGAAUUUUGCCAAAUGUUGUUGCUUGAUGGUUGUUUUGUGGUUGAGUUUAUUCGAGAGCGUUGUCAAAUAUAUCCACAAGGAAAAAGAGAAGGAGAAGGAGAAGACAAAAUUAUCAAUUUUGUUGGUUCCAAAUAUAAUCAAAUAGUCCGAGACUUGUUGUUACUAGAAAAUCAACUUCCUUUCUUUGUCCUCAACAAGCUUCAUUACAUGACAAAGCAAGAUGAUGAAUUACCACUAGUAAUACUGGUGAUGAUUUCGUUUACCCAUUUUCUUGGUUUGGGAUGUGAAUUUACCCCUAUAUUCAUUAUAGAGACAAUAUGUAAUGAAGAAAAUAUCAAACAUAUACUUCAAGCAGUACACAUACAUUCAUGUCAUGGGAAUCCUAUAAAAGACUCAAAACAUGGCGGAAUGGAAACUAAGGUCAUGCCAAAUGCAACAGAGCUUUCCGAAGCUGGAAUAAGCUUUAUUAAAGUUGGACAUUUUGAUAGAUUGUUGGGUGGAGGAGACCUUGAGGAUGACAUAAGUUUAUUUGAUAUAAAGUUCGAGAAGGGAGUGAUGAAAAUCCCUUGUUUUGGAGUCGGAGAUGGUACGGAAAUCCUCCUACGAAAUCUCAUUGCUUACGAGCAACAAUCAUCUGAUGUAAAACCUAAAUAUUUUAGUGAUUUUGCAUUUUUCAUGGAUCAUCUUAUCGACUCAGAAAAAGAUGUGAAUUUGCUUCGCCAGAAAGAAAUCAUAAAGAAUUGGAUAGGAGAGGACAAAGAAGUGGCUAGCCUCUUCAACAAAAUCGGAAAUGGGGUCACCGUUUAUUCCGACUUUUAUUACGGAGAAGAAUUCAAAAAAGCAGUUGAACAUUGUGAUAAAACAUGGAAUAAAAUGAAGACAAAUUUGAUGCGCAAUUAUUUUAGUAGUCCUUGGGCAGGAGCUUCAACUGUGGCAGCCAUCAUACUCCUCUUACUCACAACUUUACAGACUAUUCUAGCUGUCACAGGAUCAUUACAUAAGUAGUGUGUUUACUUACAACUCCAUGCAUGUAAUUUGCUUAUGAGUUUUUUUUA
This is a messenger RNA of Solanum tuberosum (potato), 1651 nucleotides long. Its product is annotated as UPF0481 protein At3g47200-like. The record is from RefSeq and is a predicted model, not a curated record. NCBI's taxonomy places the organism in Eukaryota, Viridiplantae, Streptophyta, Magnoliopsida, Solanales, Solanaceae. Bases 96 to 1601 code for a protein of 501 amino acids. The transcript is spliced from 3 exons.